UCUGGAAAAACUGUAAUGUUCGAACUAGCUAUUACAAGGUUACUAAUGGAAGUGCCGAUGCCUUGGUUAAAUAUUAAAAUUGUCUAUAUGGCUCCAAUAAAAGCUCUGUGCAGUCAGCGUUUUGAUGAUUGGAAAGAUAAAUUUGGACCUAUAGGGCUCAGCUGUAAAGAACUGACAGGAGAUACAGUGAUGGAUGAUUUAUUUGAAAUACAGCAUGCUCACAUUAUUAUGACCACACCAGAAAAAUGGGAUAGCAUGACUAGAAAAUGGAGAGACAACUCUUUAGUCCAACUGGUACGACUGUUCCUCAUUGACGAGGUACAUGUUGUGAAAGAUGAAAGCCGUGGUGCAACACUUGAGGUUGUAGUCAGUCGGAUGAAGACUAUACAGUCUUCUCUUUCACGUAUCUCAGAGAAUCCUGACAUGCUUACUCCCAUGAGAUUUGUGGCUGUUUCUGCAACAAUCCCAAAUGCUGAGGAUAUUGCAGAAUGGCUUUCAGAUGGUAUGAGACCUGCUGUAUGUCUGAAAAUAGAUGAAAGUCAUCGACCUGUGAAGCUUCGCAAAAUAGUUCUUGGAUUUCCCUGCAGUAGCAACCAAACAGAAUUCAAAUUUGACUUAACUCUUAACUACAAAAUAGCUAGUGUUAUACAGACAUACUCUGAACAAAAACCAACCCUUGUGUUUUGUGCCACAAGAAAAGGAGUACAGCAGGCUGCUUCAGUUCUUGCAAAAGAUGCUAAAUUUAUUAUGACUGUGGAACAGAAACAAAGAUUACAAAAGUGUGCAAAUUCAACAAAAGAUACCAAAGUGAGAGAUCUUUUAAUGUGUGGUGUGGCUUAUCAUCAUGCUGGUAUGGAACUAUCUGAUAGAAAAAUAAUUGAAGGAGCUUUUACCAGGGGAGACUUACCAGUGCUUUUUACUACUAGUACCUUAGCUAUGGGAGUAAAUUUACCUGCACACCUGGUAGUUAUAAAAUCUACAAUGCACUAUGUUGGAGGAAUGUUUCAAGAAUACAGUGAAACAGAUAUUCUGCAAAUGAUUGGGAGAGCAGGGAGGCCUCAAUUUGACACUACAGCUACAGCAGUUAUCUUGACUAGGUUAAGUACAAGAGAGAAAUAUGUACAGCUGUUAAAUGGUGCAGAUACAAUAGAAAGCAGUUUGCACAAACAUCUUGUUGAGCAUUUAAAUGCAGAAAUAGUGUUGCACACUAUCACGGAUGUGAAAAUAGCUUUGGAAUGGAUACGAUCAACUUUCCUAUACAUCAGAGUUUUGAAAAAUCCUGUUCAUUAUGGUUUUUCGCCUGGACUAGACACAGUUGGAAUUGAAGCAAAAUUACAAGAAUUGUGUUUGAAGAAUUUGAACGAUUUGUCAUCUCUUGAUUUGAUCAAGAUGGAUGAAGAAUUUAAUUUCAAACCUACAGAGACUGGGAAACUAAUGGCUUGGUACUAUAUUGCAUUUGAUACAGUGAAACAGUUUUCCACAAUUAAUGGAACAGAAACUUUAUCUGAACUGAUCACAAUGAUAUCCGGCUGCAUUGAAUUUUCAGAUGUCAAGUUAAGAAUAAAUGAGAAGAAAAUAUUGAACACUUUGAAUAAAGACAAGAACAGGAUAACUAUCAGAUUUCCAAUGGAAGGGAAGAUAAAAACAAGAGAAAUGAAAAUAAACUGUCUUAUUCAGGCUCAAUUAGGAUGCAUUCCUAUUCAAGACUUCACUUUGACACAAGAUAUAGGCAAAAUUUUCAGGCAUGGCGUAAGAGUUACUAAAUGGUUAUCUGACUUUCUGGCAUCACGUAAAAACAAUUUCCCUGCAUUAUUAAACUCUUUGAUUUUAGCUAAGUGUUUCAGGUGCAAACUGUGGGAAAACUCUCUGCAUGUAUCCAAACAGCUAGAAAAAAUUGGUGUAACACUAUCAAAUGCAAUGGUAAAUGCAGGUCUGACAUCAUUUAAAAAAAUUGAAGAUGCAAAUGCAAGGGAGCUUGAAUUGAUUUUAAACAGACAUCCUCCUUUUGGAAACCAAAUAAAAGAAUCUGUGCUACACCUGCCAAAAUAUGAACUUGACAUUGAACAGCUUACAAAAUACAGUGAUACAGUGGCUGAAAUCUUAGUGACCAUCAUAUUAACAAACUUUGAACAGCUUCAGAUUAAGAGAACUGCACCAGACUUUCACUAUGUAACCUUGAUCAUAGGAGAUGCUGAUAAUCAAGUGGUUUUUAAACAGAAAAUUAUGGAUUCUGUCUUGCUGAAAAAUGGAAAUUGGACCAAAAAAAUUGAAGUGAAAAGAGCUCUUAAAUCUGACGAACUUAGCAUAAAUUUAAUUAGCUCUGAAUAUGUUGGGGUGGAUAUUCAGCAAAACUAUUCAGCCUUUUACUUAGGACCAAAAAGGUUUGGAAAUGAAGUGGUUUUACAAAGAAAAUUAGAAGCUGAGUCUUCACCUAUGUAUCAUGCCUCUUCAAUAAGAUCAGCAGCAGCGAGAAAGGAUACAGAGAUCACCUACAUGAAACUUGGGAACAGAGAAUGCAGCCAUCACUGUAAAAAUAAAGAUGUAUGUGGACAUGACUGCUGUAAAGUUGGAGUUUCACAGAAAUCUGAGUUAAAGAGAGAUUCAAAGUUUUCUUCAUACCUAGCUGAUUUAAGGAACAGAAACUCAAUUUCAUCAGUUCCCCCAGUAAAACAAUUAAAGAUACAGUUAAAUAAAUCUCAAAAUGUGGAUCUGAAACAAUUUGUUUUUACACCGAAAUCUUUGUUGCCAGCAUUGCCAAGGUCUGACUAUGUACAGUCUUCUGCCUCAGCUUCACGAGAACACUGGAAUAAUGUUAACAUCCUUGGUAGACCUCAGAACCAACUGCAAUCAGAGAGUUAUGAAAAGAGUAAUUUCUCUUGGGAACAUUCUGUGACUGUAAGUGAGGAGAGCCAUCAGACGAUGACGUCAAAGAAAAAUCUUAAAGAAUCUUUAAUGCAUAAUUUUACUAAUGCAGAUAAAAGCAGCUCUUGGUUUUCAGAGGCUUUGAAUGUGAACUUUGAAUUGGGAGAUGAAGUUUGGGAUGAUUUUGAUGAUGACAAAUUGAUACAUGCUAGCAGCUUUUUCACUGGUGUGGAGAGUAGAGAAGAUUUAGGAUCUGGAAACACUUGCCUUCAAAGUACAAUAGAAUGUAAACCACUGUUUCAGAAUUCAGAGAGCAAAGUCACAAGUGACAUUUCAAAAAAUUUUUGCAUGUUACAAGAUAAGUCUGAUGUUCAUCUACAAAAUUCUGCCUUUUCCACAUUAAAUGCACCAUCAGAAAAGAAAUUAUCUGUACAAUAUGGAAAUACGAAUACUUUCAGCUUUCAAAAAAGAAAACAUCCAAAUCCUCUACAAGAGUUGAAAAACAGAGAGUUUUCUCCUAACUCAGAAAUAAUCUCAGGUUCUUCUCAAUUCAUUGGAAAGGAGAAUUUUUUUAUUUGCAACAAAGAAAGGAAAAAAGAAAUUGAUGUCAGAUAUCUUUCAGACGAUGAAACCAAUGACAUUAAGCCUUUUCUUGGAAUAUUUGAUGGCAUUUUCUAAAACAUAAACAAGAUAUAUCGUAAGUGCUGAAACAUAUUAUACUCUCAUUUCCAGAAUGAAAACUUUAAAUAUAGUUAGAGGAUUUUCUUUAAUAGCUGUUCAUUAAUAGCCAUCUUUGCUACACAGACUAGAUAAUGAAAUUGCUAGCUAAUUUAUUUACAGAAUUCCAUGUAUGUUUUAUCUUUUAAAAAGUUAUUAAAAUCUUUGUUUAUCUAACUUGCUGUUUUUAGGAUUGGAAUGAUAAACAUAUUUGACAGUCUCUCAUUAAAGGGGAUAGUUUUCAAGCUAAGCACUUUUUGUAUAAAUCAUAUGUAAUUUUACCAUAAGAACAAAGAUGCUGUUUGUAAUAUGCAUGUGCUCACAAAACACAUUUCUGAGUAACUGAAAUGUUGUUCAUUAACAAAUUUCUUAUGCUAUUUGUUUUUAUGAUGUCUGGUAGGUAUCCCAUUUAGACUGAAUUUUUCAUAAUACUGAUUUU
Messenger RNA from Malaclemys terrapin pileata, 4018 nucleotides. RefSeq names its product helicase for meiosis 1 (gene HFM1). Gene Ontology annotation, molecular function: nucleic acid binding; ATP binding. Bases 16 to 3540 code for a protein of 1174 amino acids. The record is from RefSeq and is a predicted model, not a curated record. The transcript is spliced from 32 exons. NCBI's taxonomy places the organism in Eukaryota, Metazoa, Chordata, Testudines, Emydidae.